AUGGUUCGACUGACCUUGGAUCUAAUUGCCAAAAGGAGCAAUCUUAAACCCCGAAAAGAAGAAACCACUUUACAAUACCUGAAGAAAAUAACUCAUAUAAAUUUUUCAGCCAAAAAUAUAGAUGCAAUUGAAGACCUCUCUCUUUGCAAAAAUCUUAGUGUUUUAUAUUUGUAUGAUAACUGUAUUAGUCAAAUCACUAACCUUAAUUAUGCCACAAAUCUGACCCACUUAUACCUACAAAACAAUUGUAUUUCAUGUAUAGAGAACCUCGGGUCAUUAAAGAAACUGGAAAAACUAUAUCUGGGAGGCAACUACAUUGCUGUCAUAGAAGGCUUAGAAGGCUUAGAAGGACUAAGAGAGCUUCAUGUUGAGAGUCAGAGGCUUCCCCUUGGAGAAAAGCUCCUGUUUGACCCAAGAAGUCUUCAUUCUCUGGCAAAAUCCCUCUCUAUAUUGAAUAUCAGCAAUAAUAAUAUUGAUGACGUAAGAGACUUAGAAAUACUGGAGAAUCUUAAUCAGCUCAUAGCAGUUGACAACCAACUUCUGCAUGUGAAGGAUUUGGAGUGUUUACUGAACAAACUGAGGAAGCUGUGGAAAAUGGAUCUAAACAGAAAUCCUGUUUGUCUCAAACCGAAAUAUAGAGAUAGACUGAUAUUGGUGUCCAAAUCACUGGAAUUCCUUGAUGGAAAAGAAAUUAAAAAUAUGGAAAGACAAUUCCUAAUGAAUUGGAAAGCAUCCAAAGAUGCCAAGAAAAUCAGCAAAAAAGGGAACAGUAAGAAUGAGGAUAUAAAUAACUCAUACACAUAAGUAAAUAACUUUGAAACAAUGCAUCACAUAGUUCCUGUUUAUUACCCACAGGUGGGUAAGCCAAAAUUAGUUUUUUUCUCUGAUACACAAAGAUACCUUGCAAAUGGAAAUGCAUCUCCAGAAAGCUCCCAAGAAGAUAACCCUAAAAUUAUUGAAGACAUGGGGAAUCUCUCUUUGAAGGAAUCUGAAAGCUUGCUGACAAAAAAUGAUGUACGUGAACCUCAUCUUCUUCGUAACUCAAAAGUAAAAGAAAAUAUGUUUGUAAAAAAUCAGUAA
Kogia breviceps (pygmy sperm whale) is the source of this 1080-nucleotide messenger RNA. It is a transcript of the gene PPP1R42, whose product is annotated as protein phosphatase 1 regulatory subunit 42. Gene Ontology annotation, molecular function: protein binding. Lineage: Eukaryota; Metazoa; Chordata; Mammalia; Artiodactyla; Physeteridae. The record is from RefSeq and is a predicted model, not a curated record.